GGAAACUUGGUCCGGAAGCGGAAAGACGCGAGACCCCGGCGGGGUGAGGGCUGGAGAUGAGCGGCGAGCUGCUCACGCUAGACUGCCUCGUCCACGUCUUCUCCUACCUGGAGGCACCGGAUCUGCUCCGCGCCGCGCGGGUGAACCAGGCAUGGAACGAAGCCGCAGGCACAACUUCCCUAUGGAGAAGGAUAUGCCUAGAUCAUUGGACCUUUUGCAAUAUUUCCAACCUGACUCCAGGUAUGCAGACAUGGAAACAGUACUAUCUCCACCGCUCCAAACUUGAGCAUGAAAUGGCAUCAGGUCGGCCAUCAGCUGAUUAUAUAUGUCGGUCCAUGAGAGGGCAUAAAGGUAAAAUAGUUGGUAUGGCUUAUCUCUCAGACAAUGAGCACGUGUUUGGUGGUGGAAAGCUGAGGUCUGUGGUUUGCACUGCAUCUACCGAUGGCACUAUUCGAGCAUGGCAGGUCCAAGAGGGUACACAGAUAUGGUCAAGUCCCUCCCAGGAAGUGCCAUUUGUAAAGGUUAUUACUGUCCCAGAGUACAAACUAGCAAUCAGCACAGAUGCCUGUGGAACCAUCAAGGUCUGGCAUGGAGAAAGUGGGGAAGAGCUUGCUGCAUUCUCCACAUCGUCGUCCUCGUCCAGUUUGGUUACCUACUCAGUGAACGACAAGCCCUUCCUAACUGCAGCCACUGCAGGAGGUGCUAUCUAUACGCUAGAAGUUCCUAAUCUAAAUCAGGUUUCAUGUAUUACAGCAUUUCAAAACUCUAGCAUUGAUUUAUUACUUUGUUCACCAGACGAGCAAUGGCUAGUUGCAGGAUCUACUGAGAAUGCAGCUCCAUCUCCAAAGAUAUUUUAUACAGAUUGCUUGAUUAACCCGGCAGAUGAAUCACCUGAAUCUAGCUGGCUGCCUGUCAACAAUUGUGCUGUAGUCUGCUGGUUACCAAAAGCACCAGCAAGAAUAGCAGUAGUGCACCGAGAUCGCAUGUCAGUUCAAAGGAACAUCACAGUGUUUGAUCUAGCUCUCAAAAAGUCUAAAUAUAAAAUGGAAGUUCUAGCUCAACAGGUUGCAAGUUUCACACUACCAGGAGGAACUUGGACCACAGAAAUUAUCAUGAAAGGACAUGGCACAGAAACAAUUCUUUUAGGAUGUGGAGCAAACUUAGAACUAUAUUCAAUUUUUGGGACUCAAGUAGAAGCUUUCCAGCAUCACAAUACAAUCACUUCAAUAUGGGUGGAUGCUUUUCGUGUUGUCACAUCAUCUUUGGAUCUCUCACUCCGUGUGUACACAUGGAAAAAAGUAAACAAAAUCUCUUCACUGACAAGUCGCUAUUAUUUACUAGGGGGAACCCACAGAUGGUCAAGGGGCUUUACGGAUGUGGCAUGUGACAACAUCAGCAUCGUAGGUGUGGUGGCUGAAAGUGAUGAAACAAGUAUUUUAAGAGCAUAUUCCUUUAACCUGUGAACAGAGAAAUAUUUAAUGAUCCUUCAUUAUUUUAGCUGCAGUUUUGGGUGUUGCUUCGCAAAGCUUUCUUCUGUUAAGUAUAGGGCACUAUGUAGGGAAAACAAAGGCUUUAUGGUGAACUAGCAGUACCUUAAGUAUGAACAAAGAGCUGUUCCCUUGGAGCAAUAUGCAGUGAUAAGCUUUGUGAACACCCUUAUGUUAAUAGAAGAGAUGCAGAUGAGCACCAUGAAGUUAGGUCCCCUCAAUCAGAAACCAUCAGUUGUGGGGGUGACGUAAGUCUACAGUAGACAUAAAAAUGCUACUACCACCCCUCAAAUAUAAACUUCAGUAUAUCAACCAUAAUGUUUACUAGAGGUCAUACCUAAGCUAUACUUUAUCUAGUCUAAUAAAAAUA
This is a messenger RNA of Trachemys scripta elegans, 1857 nucleotides long. RefSeq names its product F-box and WD repeat domain containing 12 (gene FBXW12). The record is from RefSeq and is a predicted model, not a curated record. Bases 57 to 1463 code for a protein of 468 amino acids. The transcript is spliced from 10 exons. Lineage: Eukaryota; Metazoa; Chordata; Testudines; Emydidae. Gene Ontology annotation, molecular function: protein binding.